Molecule: messenger RNA, 2209 nt
Organism: Guyanagaster necrorhizus
Lineage: Eukaryota; Fungi; Basidiomycota; Agaricomycetes; Agaricales; Physalacriaceae
Exons: 7
Coding region: 163-2088 (641 amino acids)
Cellular component (GO): mitochondrial outer membrane; cytosol; nucleus
Molecular function (GO): protein binding
Source: RefSeq, a predicted model, not a curated record
UAUCUCUACGCCUUUCCGUACCACGAAGAAAUAACUCUGCUUUUCGUUUCGGUGACUGAAUAAGGAAGCGUCGGAGCUCGGUCCGUGCUAAUUCUUGCUCAGCGACACGUGGCCGUGCUUUUUGAUUUUUAUCAUCGGUUCCGUUCGUUCCUCCUCUCAGCCAUGACCAUCGUGUCACCUCCCCCCCUUCCCUUGGAAUUGCCGAACGAGAAGGAGAAGGUGACAGAUGAGUCGACCUCAAGUACGGAACCCCCAGUCAAGAUUCCAUAUGAUACCAAUGGGGCCCUCGAUGACAUUCCAGGCGUGGCUCAUGCUCUCGAACUUUUCCUUAAUUCUCACAUGUUCGAAUCAGAGGAUUACUGUCUUAGGAGUGACCCAAAAAUGGAGAGACUUUACUUCUCUACCGGAUACGGUCUCAUACAAUGCGUUAAAGCGUUUAUGUCUUAUGCCGAUGAAGAUAUCCUGGCCGGUAUUGGAAACACCAAGCAAGGGAAUCUCAUUGCCAUGCAGCACCGCAAGAAAGCUGCAUCGUUCACGUCGAGGCUUGCCGGCUAUGUCGUCAGUUCCCUGAAUACUACUGGCGUUGGAUUUAUCAAGAGCAUGACCCCGGUUGAGCGUCACGCGGAGCUCGUCUAUGCAGACAGUCUAUUCGAGAAGGCGUUGUUAGGCGUCGUAUACUCCGGCGAUUGGCUAGCAUUCAUCAAAGAAGCAUUGAACAUGCGAACGACCAUCAAUAUAUACCGAGUACUAUACAAGUUCAUAACGACUAUGGAUGAGGCGGCUCCCUCCGGUUACGAUGAGAGCAUCGACAUCCAUUUCCGCUCAGGCGUCUAUCUCGGAGCCGGAAUGAGUACCCUCAUUCUGAGCCUCAUGCCCUCAAAAUUGCUCACCAUCAUCGAACUAUUCGGAUAUCACGGCGACCGCGCCGAGGCCCUUUCCAUUCUCUGCAAAGCAGGCGGUUGGACCUCGACGUCCGACGAACCCUCCAUUCCCAUUUCUGAAGAAGGACUCCGACGACCCAUCUGCGACAUGUCCCUCAUGGUCUUCCACCUCGUCCUCUCGAGCUACACGUUCGAAGGUGUCGACGUCCAAAUGGCUGACAAAAUCAUCCAAUGGAACGCGCGCCGCUACCCGAACGGCGUCUUUUUCCUAUUCGCAGCUGGGCGUCUCGCGCUCAUGCGGUCACAGCCGGAAGAAUCCAUACGGUGUUAUACCCGGGCCAUGGAGGUCCAGUCGCAGUACAGAAAUCUGCACCACGUCUCCUUCUGGGAGAUUGCGAUAGCGCAACUGGCGCUCUGGGAUGUGAAGGGCAGCCUGGAGCGUUGGCGCGACUUGGAACGGGAAGCGACAUGGUCCAAGGCGAUUUAUACGUAUGGGAUGGCGGUGUGUCUGCUUGAGGGCGGAGGGGACCCAAAGGAGGCGAAAGCGCUGAUGGAGAAGGUGCCGAACCUUCGUCAGAAGAUUGCCGGGAAGAGUAUACCCAUGGAGAAACUGGUCGCGAGGAAGGCGCGCAAGUUUCUGGGACAGGGUCGGUUGGCACUUCCAGCCCUCGAGAUUGCAUAUCUUUUCUUGGCCAUAACGCAUGCUCCUCGGGAGGUCGUUGCGAAGAAGAUGCUCGUCGAGGUGUUGGAUUGCUUGAAGGAGCUAGAUACCAAGGACAAGAAGUCGGUGGGUUAUUGGGACGACUUUUGUUUGGCCAAGUUCUUAGAGGGUGUUUGCAUGAGAUAUAUUGCUUAUCCGGACCCUGAUGCCAUUAUACCGCCUGAUGCCCCUUCUGUUAUUGAGCUAGCAGGUAUAUCCGAGAACGAUGCAGCAAAAGCUGCGGUGUCAGCAUUUGAGGACGUGUUUAGAUUUGGACCCAAGAUAGAGCUCGACCACCACAUCGUGUAUCAUACCCACUAUGAACUGGGCCGAUUACUUGCUUGUCAGGGCAAAGAGGACGAGGCGCGGACACAGUUCCAUCUCAUUCUUUCCGGAAAGUAUCUCGAGGUUGGGUCGUCCGGAAAAAAGGGACGAUAUAGUAUGGAGAAUGCUUUACACAUGCGCACCCAUGCAGCACUAGAAGCUCUGGGAAAGCGAAAUCUUUGAUAUCCUUAUUCGUGAUAUACCUGCUGCUUUGCUAUGUUUAUGGACUAAUAAUACCCUGUACCGCCACUGAUAUUGUAUUCCCCCAAUAGACCGCAUCCUUUUUUGCAUUGAACUCCUUGUU